Molecule: messenger RNA, 7797 nt
Organism: Podarcis lilfordi (Lilford's wall lizard)
Lineage: Eukaryota; Metazoa; Chordata; Lepidosauria; Squamata; Lacertidae
Source: the annotation of a GenBank genome assembly
AUGGCGGACUCUCCUUCACUGGAGGUUUGUAAACAGAGGUCGGAUGGUCACCUGGGAGGGAACCUUUAGUCACGAUUCCUGCAUCGCAGGGGGUUGGGCUAGAUGACCUUUGGGGACAUUUUCCAACUAUGAUUUUAUGAUUCUAAAAGUGAAAGGGAUGGUGAAAAAAACACUCCUGCUUGUUGAUUUUCUUAAGGAGAAACGGAAACUGUCUCCCUGGCUUUCUGCCACCCCCUUGUCGCCCCUGUUGAAGCAUCCUUUACCUAGGUUGUGCUGCGGCAGUGGGAAGUGGUGGCAGUUUGGGGUGAGAUCUUGCGAGAUUUGGGGGUGAGCUCAUGAGAUCUCACUGGAAAUCAUAGGAGCAAACUCCUAGGAGCCAAAGUUCCUUCAUGCCCCUCCCCAAAACCCACAAGGUUUACUCACAUCAAAAGUCUUGCUAGGAUACAUAUACAUAUACAGUGAUGAAAAUCAGGCAGCCAAUAAUCCUAAAACAUUACAAAUAUCCAUAGUCCAGUUCAAAAUGGCACUUGCUCUCUGGAGGAGAACAAAGAUACUGUCUUCACCCAUCGCAAAUAGGAAAAAGUGUGUGAGUUGCAGGUAGGAAUUAACCCAUUGUACAGUGGAACCUCUGGUUAAGUACUUAAUUCGUUCCAGAGGUCCGUACUUAACCUGAAACUGUUCUUAACCUGAAGCACCACUUUAGCUAAUGGGGCCUCCUGCUGCUGCCACGCCGCCGGAGCACGAUUUCUGUUCUCAUCCUCAAGCAAAGUUCUUAACCUGAAGCACUAUUUCUGGGUUAGCGGAGUCUGUAACCUGAAGCGUAUGUAACCUGAAGCGUAUGUAACCCGAGGUAUCACUCUAUUUCCCCCCACCACCAGGUUUGGAAUUAUGAUGUCAUAGAGUCCCCUCCACGCGGGUUCUGAGACAGCAGGCUACCUUUGUCCCGGUUUCCAAUUGUCUAGCAAUCGUGCCUUUGUGAUUUUGUCUGCAAAUCCUCCCACAGGGAGUUCGAGUCGGUGUCAGCAGUACGGAGCUAGACAAAUCAGUGUCCUGUCUCAUCAUAAGGCACCUCUGUUGGUGCUGCUUCUUGUGGGAAUGUUCAGGGAUGCAGGAGAGGAUAUACUGAUUAUAGCCUUUCCAACUUGUGUUAACAAGUUCACAAUUUAGCAGAGUAACAUUCCCCUUUUUAAACUCACAGCGGAUGCGUUUCUCAGGCUCGCUAAAGCCUCUAUAAUAAAUGUUCUGGUAUUUCCCCCUUUUUCCCUCAUAAAAGAUAAGACACGACACAGUCUUCUAUAAAAGUAUAAAAAGGUUUACUCACACAUCAUUCUGUUCACAAUCGGAUCCCAGAAGGCAGACUUAGCUUAGAAAAGUAACAUACACCUGGAAACUAUCUCAUAAGGAGACAGAGAGCAUCUUUGGCUAAGCAGAUGUUGCUUCUUUGAUGCAUGUAGUCAAAGAGAGAGAGAUGGCUGCCCUGCCCUGUGCUUUUGUCGUUACCUGCACAGGUGAGGCCAUGCCCACCUCUAGUCACAUGCAGAGGAAGUCUGUCCCAGCCCAGAAGGAAACAGGAAGUUUUCCUGCUGGCUGGACAAACAUUCCUCCCCAUGUGUAAACAUGUUCACUCUAGGAAUGUUGUACUUGACUGCUCUUGUGUUUCACAUCCCACACUUCUCUCUCCCCCCAGAGCCCACCCAAUCAUCCAACUCAACCAGGAUGCAGCUUCAGUACCUGAGAAGGCAUCGACUCACAUUAACCCUUUGUUCCCUGGGCACUUCCCAUUCCUCUUCUCUUCCUAGUAAACUCCUAGGGCAGGGACCUGGUCUACUCGCUGAUGAGAUUCACAUAGUGGUGCUGUGUGAACAACUGUGCAAUAAUUAUCCCCAGUAUAAAUUGUUGCUAUCUUGUGAGGGCUUUGUGUGACCGUGGAAUGGCAGGAUGUGCAUUUACUCAUUUAUUUGAACCAAGCUGAGCAGAAGCAUAAUCCCAACCACUUAGAAGCGAAGCUAGAGGUUCUCAGACAGCCUGGUAGAGCACAAGUGAGGAAUUAUUAUUAUUAUUAUUAUUAUUAUUAAUUUAUUAUUUAUACCCCGCCCAUCUGGCUGAGCCUCCCCAGCCACUCUGGGCGGCUUCCAAUCGAGUGUUAAAAACAAUACAGCAUUAAAUAUUAAAAACCUCCCUAAACAGGGCUGCCUUCAGAUGUCUUUUAAAGAUAAGAUAGCUGCUUAUUUCCUUCACAUCUGAAGGGAGGGCGUUCCACAGGGUGGGUGCCACCACCGAGAAGGCCCUCUGCCUGGGUCCCUGUAACCUCACUUCUCGCAAUUAGGGAACCGCCAGAAGGCCCUCGGCGCUGGAUCUCAGUGUCCGGGCUGAACGAUGGGGGUGGAGACGCUCCUUCAGAUAUACUGGGCCGAGGCUGUUUAGGGCUUUAAAGGUCAGCACCAACACUUUGAAUUGUGCUCGGAAACGUACUGGGAGCCAAUGCAGAUCUCUCAGGACCGGUGUUAUGUGGUCUCGGUGGCCACUCCCAGUCACCAGUCUGGCUGCCGCAUUCUGGAUUAAUUGCAGUUUCCGGGUCAACUUCAAAGGUAGCCCCACGUAGAGCGCAUUGCAGUAGUCCUGAGACCCUCCCGUCCUUGCUGGACUACAAUGUCAAUCAUCCCUGACCAUUGUCCCAUGUUGACUGCAGGGGCUGAUGGGAGCUGGAGUCCAAUGACACCUGAGUGUUACAGGUCACCCACCUUUGCAGCAGACUUUCAAGAAGGAUUCCAACUAGACUGAUCAGAGCUUCUUGCUCAGAUUGAGCAACCAAACAGUAGUGGUGGAGGAAACCUCUCUGGCGCCUGGGGCGGGGCACUGAGGGGCAGGGUGAACCCCCUAGCGGCGCAUGUGCAACACCCAUACAGAUGGCGCAUGCACAGUGCCCGAACGGAUGAUGCUCAAGCGGCAGCCUGUACAGACAAUGCAUGCGCAGCAGCCUGUAUCGGCGCCGCACACCCUCGGUUGCUCUACAGCUGGGGGGGGGCAGUGGGCCAUCUUGUCACCCCCCCAGGUGGCACCUGGGGUGGACCGCCCCCCGCCCCCCUUCAUACGCCCCUGCCAAGCAGGAGCCAGCAGUUAUACAAGGCCAAAUGCAACCAUAUUGGCUUAGUGCGAUUACCUGAUCCUUGCUGGGAUGGAAACCACACUACACUUUCCUUUUUUUUUUUUUAUAAGAUAUUUAUUAAGAUUUUCAAAAUAUUACAAAAUAAAAAUAAAAAAAGAAGAAAAUACAAAAUAAAUGGUUAAAAACAACUCAUUCUUUCCAUUACUUAUUUUUCAUUAGCUUGUUUCCUGGACCUCCUCACGCCUCCCUUUUUUGUAUUCCAGUUCGGUUUGUUGGUUCAGCAAAUCCUUACCCUCUUUGUUUAUCCUAGUCUUUAAUCUUAAAAUAUUGUAUACACUACACUUUCCAGCCAGCCGCAGUGGUGGCGCUCUGUGGCCCUGGACAUCAGGCCCUCUAGAGGUGCAAGGAAUAAGACUCCUGAUCCCAUUGCAAUAAUUCGCAGCUUGGUCCCCUCCAGGCUUGCGGUUCUCCGGUCUUCACCUGCUGUCUUCCGCAUGCCCCCUCUCUCUUCUGCGCAGGUACCUGCGGACCCUGUACCUGGGUCUCCAGAGCCGCUGGCAGUCGGAGCAUCGCCGGCGGCACUUCUACUGGAGGAUGAUGUUUGAAAGCGCCGACAUCAGCAUGCUGAGGCUCCUGGAGACCUUCCUCAAGAGCGCCCCACAGCUGGUGCUGCAACUCAGCAUCAUGGUACAGCAGAACAGAAUUGAUCCAUUGCAGGGUGAGUGGAGCCUGCGGAGAAGCCCCCUCAAAGCCCAUCAAAGUCCUCACCCAACUGGUGGUGAUUUAAGUUGAUUGCACCUAAGUACAGGGAUGCCUGUGCAGCUGAUUUGGAGGCCUUUUACUACAAGCCCGCUUCUCCAAAAGAUGGGUUGCUGAUUUUUUUUGCGAUAAGGAAAUUGUUAAAUGCGCUAGGAAAGUGUGGGAUGACGUUGGCUUUGUUGCAACCUCAUCUAACCUCCCUAAAAACAAAUCAUAACAAACGCCCCGUGGGCAACUUAUCUGUUGCUCCCGUCAAUAAAUUCUCGACCAGAUUAUGGGACGAGGAUUUGAUUCAGUAACUGGGGAGCACAGCAUCACUUUUUCCUUUCCCUAACUAUCAUAGGAGAGAUGCAGGUGGCACUGUGGGUUAAACCACAGAGCCUAGGAAUUGCCGAUCAGAAGGUCAGCGGUUCGAAUCCCCGCGACGGGGUGAGCUCCCGUUACUCGGUCCUAGCUCUUGCCAACCUAGCAGUUCAAAAGCACGUCAAAGUGCAAGUAGAUAAAUAGGUACCGCUCUGGCAGGAAGGUAAACGGCGUUUCCGUGCGCUGCUCUGGUUCGCCAGAAGCGGCUUCGUCAUGCUGGCCACAUGACCCGGAAGCUGUACGCCGGCUCCCUUGGCCUAUAGAGCGAGAUGAGUGCCACAACUCCAGAGUUGGCCAUGAUUGGACCUAAUGGUCAGCGGUCCCUUUACCUUUUAACUAUCAUAGGAACUGAGCAUGCUGAGGCUUAUUUCUGAGCAAACAUGGCUAGAAUUCCCCUCUUCCCCAGAGCCCUUUGCACAAAUCCAGCUAUCAUUUUUGGGCAGGUGAUGCAUGAAUGUAACAAUAUUUGCACCUCAGAUUGAUAUUAACAGUCAAGUCAAUGCUGCGAUUAUUCCAUUUCACCCCAAGUAUUUCCAUAUUUUUUAAAAAGAAAGAGAGAGGUUAAAAAAGGUUAUAUUUUCCACACCUUCAAAAUUUUCAGAAAUGUUGUAUCUCUUCCUGUCCCUCAAUCCUUUACCCUGUAGUACUCACUUUCUUCACCUUGCUGCUGCUUCCUGGUGUACCCCUGCAAUUUUACCUCUUUCUUUCCAUUUUCAGGCUGUUGCCUUCUUUCUUUUCUCUCUCUGUCUUCCUCGCAUCCUCUACUCAUACUUCCUGUUUCCACAGUAAAAAUGACUAUGCUGGGCCAGAGCAUAUAAUAAUAGAAAUGUAGGAUUGGAAGGGGUCCCCCAAAGGCCAUCUAGUCCAACCCCCUGCAAUGCAGGAAUCUCAGCUGGAGCAUCCAUGACAGAAGGCCAUCCAACCUCUGCUUAAAAACCUCCAAGGAAGGAGAGUCCACUAAUAAUUAUAAUUAUAAUAAUAAAUUUUAUUUAUACCCCGCCCUCCCCAGCCAAGACCGGGCUCAGGGCGGCUAACACCAGGUAAAAAACAAUUGAUUAAAAUACAACUUAAAAACAAGAUUAAGUACAACAUUAAAAUGGAGCCUCAUUUCAGUAGAAACUCAAAUCAAAAACUUUUUGGGGAUGAAAACGUCAAGUCUUCACCAAGGCCAACUGGUGACUGGUCCUACAUGGGCCAGAAAAAAGCCAGGGAAGUCCCCAAUUAGGAGUUCCAUCACAGAAGGAGAAAGGAGAAAGGAAAGAGGGGGAAGGGAUCAAGUUGAUUCCAAGCCAAAAGCCAGGUGGAACAACUCUGUUUUACAGGCCCUGCGGAAAUAAAUCAGAUCCCACAGGGCCCUGGUCUCAUGAGACAGAGCGUUCCACCAGGCUGGGGCCAGUGUUGGAAAGGCCCUGCUCUGGUUGAGGCUAAUCUGACUUCCUUAGGGCCCAGGACCUCUAGGGUGUUGCUGUUUAUGGACCUUAAGGUCCUCCGCGGGGCAUAGGGGGAGAGGCGGUCCCGUAAGUCUCCGAGGGAGACUGUACCACUGUAGAACAGCUCUUACACUCAGAAAGUUCUUCUUGAUGUGUAAUCAGAAUCUCCUUCUUGUCAGUUGAAUCCAUUAGUUUGGGUUCUACCCCCUGGAGCCGUGGAAAAGAACUGUCUCCAUCAGCAGUUACCAGUCUCUUUAGUUUCAGGAAAUGGGAAGUCUGGUGCAGUGCAAAUGCACCUCUAGUGGGGGUUUUUUUAAGAGGAAGCAAAACACAAUGCUCUCUCCAUGCUUCCGCAAAUCUCUCCUGUGCUCCUCAGCUCCUCCACCCCUCACCCUAAGCAGGUCAAAUGCUUCAUAAGGAACAGAUUCCUUCUCCCAGCAGUGGUCCAUCACAGGCAUCACUGGGAGAGGCAGGGGCAUGAUGCUGAAGGUGACAAAGAGGAUCUCCUGGCAGCGUGUUUCCACUGCGCUGGCCUCCUGAUAUAGGGUGUCCCCCUCUUUUCUUUCCAAACUACUCCACCCUCCUACAGCUCGUCUCUCUCUGUGUGCCAUAUAUUUCCUUGAGGUGGUCAUGACCGGCAUUACAGACGCGUCCACAAAGUUGUGACCCAAUCCCCUCUUAUCUAUUGAUUUCCCUGUAUCCCAUGUGUUCUCAAAGGAGCUCAGGGUGCACACACAAUUCUCUCCCUACAACAACCCUGUGAGGCAGGUUAGGCUGGGGAGCAAGGACUGGCAUCCAAGGUCAAUCCCAGUGAGUUUCAUGGCCAACAAGUGGGGAUCUGAACCCCAGCCUCCCCCAAACCCUAGUCCAACGCUCUAACCACCACACCACAAUUGGCUCCUGUUCUUGGGAUUUCCUCAACCACAACUCCGUUCUUCCUGCCUGUGUGCCUUUCUCACAUGCACACAGACUCAGGCUACUACCAGCAUCCUCCUGCUCAUCCUUCCAUCGCUCCAGUCUUUCUCCACGACCUCUUUCUCCUGUCCUCCUCUUGGACACCAGCCUUCCUGCCUCCACCUCCCUCUCUCUCCCCCCCUGCGAUCCCUCAGUAAGACCAUUUCUCUUCCCCCUAAUUCCCGGCUUUCCCUUUCUCUCUCUCUCUCUCCCACCUGGGCAGGUCUCUCGGCUUCCGCCUCGCUGGUGUCCCUGGCCUGGACGCUGGCUUCUUACCAAAAGGUGCUGCGGGACUCCAGGGAAGACAAGAUGCCCAUGUCCUACAAGGGGGCGGUGACGCAAAUCCUCUGGCACCUCUUCACCAUCGCCGCCCGGGCCAUCGCCUUCGCCCUCUUCGCCUCGGUGUUCCACCUCUACUUUGGGAUCUUCAUCGUCACUCACUGGUGCAUCAUGACCUUCUGGAUCAUCCAAGGCGAGACGGAUUUCUGCAUGUCCAAGUGGGAGGAGAUCAUCUACAACAUGGUGGUGGGCAUCAUCUACAUCUUCUGCUGGUUCAACGUCAAGGAAGGCCGCAGCCGCUGCCGCAUGUCCAUCUACUACGUCAUCAUCCUGUCGGAGAACGCCGCCAUGACGGGCCUGUGGUACUGGUUCAGGGACCAGAGUGGAGUCCCCGAGUCCAACGCCUUAAUUGUCGUCUGCGUGGUCACCUCCAGUUUCGCCUUAGGGGUCUUCUUCAUGUUCAUCUACUACUGCCUCUUGCACCCCAACGGAACCAUUUUCGGGCCGCGCGGCGGGGGCUGUGUGUGCGGCGAGGAGCCCACCGCGGUCCCUUGCAGGGCGGGGCCCCCGGCUGACGUCGUCACCAGCCCCCCGCGCUCCUUGCCGAGGACUACAGGGGCCGAGAGGGAGGGCGUGCCGGGGGACAGAGACAGCUGUGUGCCGGUCUUCCAGGUGAGGCCCAGUGUCCCCCCCACGCCCGUCGCCCGGGCCCCACGGACAGAGGGGCCCGUCAUCCGCAUCGACUUGCCCCGCAAGAAAUACCCCGCCUGGGAUGCCCACUUCAUCGACAGGCGCCUCCGAAAGACCAUCCUGGCCUUGGAGUACACCUCGCCCGCUACUCCUCGCUUGCAGUACCGCACGGUGGGGGUCUCUCAGGAGCUGCUGGAGUACGAGACCACGGUGUAA